This is a messenger RNA of Mesoplodon densirostris (Blainville's beaked whale), 315 nucleotides long. Its product is annotated as small integral membrane protein 10-like protein 2A. The transcript has a single exon. Lineage: Eukaryota; Metazoa; Chordata; Mammalia; Artiodactyla; Ziphiidae. The record is from RefSeq and is a predicted model, not a curated record. Bases 1 to 237 code for a protein of 78 amino acids.
AUGGCGGCGUCGGCGGCCCUGUCUGCGGCGGCGGCGGCGGCGGCCCUGUCGGGCCUGGCUGUGCGGCUGUCUCGCUCGGCUGCGGCCCGCGGCUCGUACGGCGCCUUCUGCAAGGGGCUCACGCGCACUCUGAUCACCUUCUUCGACCUGGCCUGGCGGCUGCGCAUGAACUUCCCCUACUUCUACAUCGUGGCCUCGGUGAUGCUCAACGUCCGCCUGCAGGUGCGGAUCGAGUGAGCGCCCGCGACCACCGCGCGGCUGCGACGGCAGGGGCGCCGGCAUGAAGCUCCGCGGGGCCCAAGGACGCCAGCACGC